UCUAAGUUCUAAGCUUCUGUUAAUCUAUGUACAUAAAUAUAUAUAAGUUACCUAAACUCGUUCAAAUUACACGACAAUGUCGGUGAAUAAGGUAGCAGUUGUUACUGGAGCAAAUAAAGGACUUGGAUUUUGCAUAGUCAAAAAACUUUGUGAGAAGUAUUCCGGGAAGGUUUACUUAACUUCAAGAGAUGAGCAAAGAGGAGAAAAAGCGUGUGAUGAAUUGAAGAAAUUAGGUCUCAAUCCAUUCUUUCAUCAAUUAGACGUCAGUGAUAAGAAAAGCGUAAACAUUUUCGUGAAACAUAUUCGUGACGAAAAUGAAGAAGUUGAAAUAUUGAUUAACAACGCGGGAAUUCUAUUUUUGAAAGACGCGCCAGAACCAAAGAGUUUUCAAGCGGAACAAACUAUUUUCGUAAACUUCACAGCAUUGGUCGAUUUCACAGAAGCCAUCCUGCCAUUUAUGAAAAGUGGCGGGAGAAUUGUGAAUAUUAGCAGUUCUUCUGGCCACUUGUGUAGAAUACCUUCCGAAGACUUAAGGAGCAAAUUUCAGUCAGAAACGUUGACUUUAGAGGGAUUGAAGACUUUGGUCAAUAGUUAUGUUGAAGAUGUCAAACAGGAUAAAGAAAUCAAUAAAGGAUGGGGUGACUCUUCAUACGUAGUUUCAAAAGUUGCAGUCAAUGCCUACACUUUUAUGUUACAUCGUAGAUUAACUCCAAAAGGUAUAACUGUGAACUGCGUUCAUCCAGGAUAUGUGAUGUCUGACAUGACGCGCGGUGGCGGGUCAAUCACCCCGGACGACGCGGCCAACGUGCCAGUGCGACUGGCCUUGACCCCGUGGGGCGCCGGCCUAUAUGUCUGGCACAACGGUACCGUAGUGCCAUGGGACGGGCCAGACCCUCGCGGUUAUAUUGAUGGAAGAAAAGUAUAGUCAAACAUUUCGUAUGAAAAUACUUUCUUUUCAGUUACUGUACAGUUCAAGACACCUGUGGAUGAGUCGCUACUAAAAAU
Messenger RNA from Spodoptera littoralis (African cotton leafworm), 1005 nucleotides. NCBI's taxonomy places the organism in Eukaryota, Metazoa, Arthropoda, Insecta, Lepidoptera, Noctuidae. The record is from the annotation of a GenBank genome assembly.